AUGGAUUCAGGAUGGUGGAGGCCUUUUUCAAAGGCCGAUUCCCGAGUCCCUUUCCAAGAACGCUUCCUUCAUCAGAAGAAUUCUUCGCAGGAUCAGGAUAACUUGGAUAGGUUUAUUCCAAAUAGAUCAGCAAUGGAUUUCGGUUACGCUCACUAUAUGCUGACGGAGGGUACAAAGGGAAAAGAAAAUCCAGAGGUGAUUACACCAUACCAGAAAAAACUCGCAGAAGCCGUUAACAUCAAUGACAGAACUCGAAUAUUGGCUUUCAAGAAUAAGCCUCCGCCACCUGUUGAACUCAUACCUAGGGAAAUUCUUUCACCGCCUCCUCAAUCCAAAUUAUCCAAACCCAAAAGAUGUAUUCCUCAGACUUCUGAGAGGACCUUGGAUGCCCCCGAUAUCUUGGAUGAUUUUUACUUAAAUUUACUAGAUUGGGGUAGCGACAAUGUCCUUAGUAUCGCCCUUGAAAAUACAGUUUAUCUUUGGAAUGCUUCAGAUAGUUCCACUUCAGAACUUGUCACUGUGGAUGAGGAAUAUGGUCCUGUCACAAGUGUUAGUUGGGCCCCAGAUGGACGUCAUUUAGCUCUUGGUUUGAACAACUCCCAUGUCCAGAUAUGGGAUACCGCUGCUUCAAAACAGCUAAGGACAUUAAAGGGUGGACAUAGAGCAAGAGUGGGUUCACUGGCUUGGAACAGUCACAUUCUGACAACAGGAGGAAUGGAUGGUAAAAUAGUAAACAAUGAUGUUAGAGUGAGAUCUCACAUUGUUGAAACGUACAGAGGACACAACCAGGAAGUUUGUGGGCUCAAGUGGUCAUCCUCAGGACAUCAACUGGCUAGUGGUGGAAAUGAUAAUGUUGUUCACAUAUGGGAUAGGUCCGUGGUUUCCUCAAAUUCACCCACUAAUUGGCUUCAUAGGUUUGAGGAACACACGGCUGCUGUGAAGGCACUAGCUUGGUGUCCUUUUCAGGGUAACCUAUUGGCAUCUGGUGGAGGUGGGGGUGAUCAUUGCAUUAAACUGUGGAACACACACACAGGUGCGAGACUGAAUUCUUUCGACACAGGAUCACAAGUUUGUUCUCUGCUCUGGAACAAGAAUGAGCGCGAGCUUCUUAGCUCACAUGGGUUCACUAAAAACCAGCUCACCCUUUGGAAGUAUCCUUCAAUGGUGAAGAUGGCGGAACUCAACGGUCACACCUCGAGAGUGCUGUACAUGACACCGAGCCCGGAUGGGUUUACUGUGGCAUCUGCAGCCGCAGAUGAGACUCUCAGGUUUUGGAAUGUCUUUGGAAACCCAGCAACAGCAGGAAAAGCUGUGCCAAAGGCAUAUAAUGAACCGUUUGCAAAAUUCAACCGUAUCCGGUAA
Messenger RNA from Lathyrus sativus (Indian pea), 1362 nucleotides. The record is from the annotation of a GenBank genome assembly. Lineage: Eukaryota; Viridiplantae; Streptophyta; Magnoliopsida; Fabales; Fabaceae.